AUGAUAGGAUCCAACACCGCCCAACUCUUCGCGGCCCUCCUAUGGCUCGCCUCGGUGGCCCUGGCCGCCGACGCAGAAGCCUGGAAGUCGCGCACUAUUUAUUUCGUGCUCACGGACCGCAUCGCCCGGCACAGCAAGGAGACAUGUUCGGGAAGUCACAGGCAUCCGUGUCAGCACCUCGACAGUUAUUGUGGUGGCACCUUUGCCGGCCUCGAGUCGCAACUGGAUUACAUCCAGGGCAUGGGUUUCGAUGCCAUCUGGAUUACGCCGGUCGUUGCUAACACCCCUGGUGGCUAUCACGGCUAUUGGGCCUCGGAUCUCCUGUCCAUCAAUGAACACUAUGGGACUCCCGAAGAUCUGAAGAGCCUUGUGAAUGCCGCCCACGACAGAGACAUGUUCGUCAUGGUCGACGUCGUGGCCAACCACAUGGGCUACGGCAACGUGGCCGAGUUCAGACCCGCCCCCUUCAACCGACCGAGCUCCUACCACAACGACUGCGAAAUCGACUACAACAACCAAAGCAGCGUCGAGCAAUGCUGGAUCUACGGCCUCCCGGACCUCAAGACCACCGACCCCACCGUCCGCGCCGCGCUCUACGACUGGGUCUCCUGGCUGGUGCAGGAGUACAGCUUCGACGGCCUCCGCAUCGACACGGUCAAGCACGUCGAGAAGGACUUCUGGCCCGGCUUCGCGCGCGCCGCGGGGGUCUUCACCAUGGGCGAGGUCUGGGACGGCAACCCGGACUACCUGGCCCCCUACGCCGGGCUCAUGGACGGCCUGCUCGACUACGCCAUCUACUGGCCCAUGAACCGCUUCUACCAGCAGCAGGCCCGCUCGUCGCGCGAGCUGGCCGACAUGCACGACCGCGUCGGCCGCACGUUCCCCGACCCGGCCGCCCUGGGGACGUUCCUCGACAACCACGACAACACGCGGUGGUUGAACGAGAAGAACGACGUGUCGCUGCUCCAGAACGCGCUCGCCUACGUCAUCUUGUCGCGCGGCAUCCCGAUCGUGUAUUACGGCACGGAGCAGGGGUUCCACGGGGGCAGGGACCCGGCGAACCGCGAGGAUCUCUGGCGGAGCGGGUAUGAUCGGAACGCGGUCCUGUACCGGGCCAUUGCGCGUCUCACGUCGGCGAAGAAGCGCGCGGGCGGGUUGGCGGACGAUGACCAGGUCUCCCUCGUGGUGGCUGACGGGGUGUACGCCUGGAGCCGGGCGGGCGGCAGGUUGAUCGUGGUUACGACCAAUUUCGGGUGGGGGUAUGACGGUCGGCAGUGCGUCGAGACGGGGGUGGCGGGGAGGACGUGGCAGGAUGUCUUCUUUACCGAGUGGACAUACACUGCGAAUGACGACGGCAGAGUCUGCGUGAGGAUUAUCAACGGCGAUCCUGUGGUUUUGCUCCCUGUGUCGUGA
Molecule: messenger RNA, 1413 nt
Organism: Sodiomyces alkalinus F11
Lineage: Eukaryota; Fungi; Ascomycota; Sordariomycetes; Glomerellales; Plectosphaerellaceae
Product: alpha-amylase A type-1/2
Exons: 3
Coding region: 1-1413 (470 amino acids)
Biological process (GO): carbohydrate metabolic process
Molecular function (GO): alpha-amylase activity; calcium ion binding
Source: RefSeq, a predicted model, not a curated record